GAUGGGAAGUUGAAGAAGCUCCAGUAGUUUUAACUUAAUGUGGUACUUGAAGUGAGUGACAGUUGCUUCAGGAACCUUGCUGAGGAUCGUAGUGGGAUAAACCUUAAAGAUCUGGUCCAAGACCCUUCUUUGUUGGGUGGGACUAUAUCUGCAUACAAGAUAGUGCCAGACGAAAUAGAAGAAAUCAAGGUUUGGUUGUGCAUUUAAGAGGAACUGCAGUGGUGGCGGAUGCACUCUGCCCUGUGUGUCAAUGCCUCAAGCAGGACGAGGGGAGGAGUGGGAGUGCCCCUCCCGGGACACUCCAGGGCAGGCCACAAGCACACCCACUCUUAGAGUAUAUGUAUGGACUAAGUGUCUCAAAGUACUGCAGCUGUUCAUUGGAGACGCUGAUAGAUUGGUGUGAUGAAAAGGAACUUAAUUUGAUUUUAACAACUGGAGGAACAGGGUUUGCACCGCGAGAUGUCACUCCAGAGAAAUUCCCAACAUUCCCAUUAUGUGGGCUCCAGAGAGGGGCCACUAAAGAAGUAAUAGAGCGAGAAGCCCCGGGGAUGGCCCUGGCAAUGCUGAUGGGAUCACUUAAUGUUACACCUCUGGGCAUGCUCUCUAGGCCUGUGUGUGGAAUCAGAGGGAAAACUCUCAUUAUUAAUCUUCCAGGUAGCAAGAAAGGGUCACAGGAAUGCUUUCAGUUUAUACUGCCAGCCCUACCUCAUGCCAUUGAUCUCUUGCGGGAUGCCAUUGUAAAAGUAAAGGAGGUACACGAUGAGCUGGAAGAUCUACCUUCACCACCACCUCCUCUUUCUCCUCCUCCAACCACCAGCCCUCACAAGCAGACAGAAGACAAAGGAGUGCAGUGUGAGGAAGAGGAGGAAGAGAAGAAGGACAGCGGAGUUGCCUCAACAGAGGACAGUUCUUCUUCACAUAUAACAGCGGCAGCCAUUGCAGCUAAGAAGCAUCCAUCCUAUACCAGUCCAGCUGUUAUCAUGGCUAAAGGUCACCAGCCCAUCCCUGGUCUCAUCAGUUAUUGCCAUCACACAGCAGGCAGUGCAGGAGAACUGAUUCCAGAUUCCAUCAUCUCUCGUGGUGUUCAGGUCCUCCCACGUGAUACAGCCUCCCUCAGUACUACUCCUUCAGAAUCUCCUCGUGCCCAAGCCACCUCUCGCCUCUCCACCGCAUCCUGCCCAACGCCAAAACAAAUUAGACGGCCGGAUGAAAGCAAAGGAGUUGCUAGUAGAGUUGGAUCCCUCAAAGCUCGACUCCCUUCGUGCUCAUCCACCUAUAGUGUUUCUGAGCUCCACUAUAGGUUGGAAGGGCUUAAAGAUGAACUGAGGAGGAAUAGAGGCUACAACUCGAGAGUCCAGUCUAGGUGCAGCAGCAAGGAGAAUAUCCUCAGAGCAAGUCACAGUGCUGUUGACAUUACCAAGGUAGCAAGAAGACAUCGCAUGUCUCCAUUCCCAUUGACAUCCAUGGACAAGGCCUUCAUCACAGUUCUGGAGAUGACCCCAGUGCUUGGAACAGAAAUCAUCAAUUACAGAGAUGGAAUGGGGCGAGUCCUUGCUCAAGAUGUAUAUGCAAAAGAUAAUCUGCCACCAUUUCCAGCAUCAGUAAAAGAUGGUUACGCUGUCAGAGCUGCUGAUGGCCCAGGAGAUCGAUUCAUCAUAGGGGAAUCCCAGGCUGGUGAGCAGCCAACUCAGACUGUGAUGCCUGGUCAGGUAAUGCGAGUUACAACUGGUGCUCCAAUUCCAUGUGGUGCUGAUGCAGUGGUGCAGGUGGAAGAUACAGAGCUCAUCAGGGAAUCAGAUGAUGGCACUGAAGAACUAGAAGUUCGAAUCCUGGUGCAGGCUCGACCAGGCCAAGAUAUCAGACCCAUAGGACAUGACAUUAAAAGAGGUGAAUGUGUGCUGGCUAAAGGAACCCACAUGGGUCCCUCUGAGAUUGGUCUCUUAGCAACUGUUGGAGUAACUGAAGUAGAAGUUAACAAGUUUCCAGUGGUUGCAGUAAUGUCAACAGGGAAUGAGCUGCUGAAUCCUGAGGAUGACCUCUUGCCAGGCAAGAUUCGGGACAGUAACCGUUCAACUCUCCUAGCUACAAUCCAAGAACACGGCUAUCCAACAAUCAACUUGGGAAUUGUGGGUGAUAAGAAGCCAGAUGUUUUUAAAGAAGAAGGGACACAGAGCUUCCAGAACACUGCGGAGACAGGCCUACCAGAUUGCCCAGAUGAUUUACUGAAUGCACUGAAUGAGGGUAUCAGCCGUGCUGAUGUGAUCAUUACAUCAGGAGGUGUAUCUAUGGGGGAAAAGGACUAUCUUAAACAGGUGCUGGAUAUUGAUCUUCACGCACAGAUUCACUUUGGCAGAGUUUUUAUGAAACCUGGCCUGCCAACAACUUUUGCAACUCUGGAUAUUGACGGUGUAAGAAAAAUAAUCUUUGCGCUUCCAGGCAAUCCUGUGUCAGCUGUUGUCACCUGCAAUCUCUUUGUUGUUCCUGCACUGAGGAAAAUGCAGGGUAUCCUGGAUCCUCGGCCCACCAUCAUCAAAGCCAGGUUAUCAUGUGAUGUAAAAUUGGACCCCCGCCCAGAAUAUCAUCGGUGCAUUCUGACUUGGCAUCACCAAGAACCACUACCCUGGGCACAGAGUACAGGGAAUCAGAUGAGCAGUCGUCUGAUGAGUAUGCGCAGUGCCAAUGGACUGUUGAUGCUACCUCCAAAGACAGAGCAGUAUGUGGAGCUUCACAAGGGGGAGGUGGUGGAUGUCAUGGUCAUUGGAAGGCUAUGAUGUCACCAGCAAGAGCGAAGCUUUGAUGCAUGUCCACAUAUCAUUGACUGUAUCCUGUAAUAUGCAACGGCACAGCUAGUUUUUCCGAUUUGGAUAAAAGUUGAUCAGUAUAGUCAACAUCUUGAAAUAUAUUUCAAAUGGAAUUUAAAUAAAUACCUUUUAAAAAAAAAAAACUUUAAAACAAAUCUUAACAAAGAAAUUUAUUCUGAUUAUAUCAAAGCAACUUUUUCCUUUUCUUGCAAUUGCUUUGUGUGUUCAAUGCUAGUUCUAAUAGCGGUAGCUUUUAGUAGACAGCAGUAGGUGCCUGCAGAACUUGUGUUUUUUCUCAUCUUUAAGAUACAACUACUUACGCUCUUAAAACAAGGCUGUCUGCUUAUUUAUACUAGCGUAGACAACACUUGGAUUUCCCUUAUUAGUAUGCUUCAUAACCGCUUCACAGAGAGCUUCUGCUUGUUCUUUAUCUUGUAUCUCGUGUUGAUGUGCACAGUGCCAAAAGCAGAGUGGCUGCACUGGGAACCCAAUGAAGCCCCGAGGUUUCCUCACCUCGCCGCGCAUUCAGGGAUGUCUCUUGUCCCGGCAGCCACCCAGCUCAGUACUCUUGGGCAGUAACUGGAUACCUUUUAUUUCAACAAACAAAAAAAUUGCUUCCUUAAGUGCUGACAGCCUUUUUAACCAAUACAUUUAAAAAUGUACAGAACUAAAAACUAAAAAAAAUCAAAGACUGAUCUUGUACAGAUAUUAGUGUUACCAGCAUUCGUGUGGAAAUUAAAUGAGCAAAGAAAUAAAACUAAUGUUAAACAACUCUGUACCAUAACAUUUUCUGUAAUGAUAUUGAAACUUAAAUGAAUAAAAAAAAUCCUCAAUCAUUAUUUAAAAUUUCA
Passer domesticus (house sparrow) is the source of this 3652-nucleotide messenger RNA. RefSeq names its product gephyrin (gene GPHN). NCBI's taxonomy places the organism in Eukaryota, Metazoa, Chordata, Aves, Passeriformes, Passeridae. The record is from RefSeq and is a predicted model, not a curated record. Gene Ontology annotation, cellular component: postsynaptic specialization; cytosol; cytoplasm. The transcript is spliced from 29 exons. Gene Ontology annotation, molecular function: molybdopterin molybdotransferase activity. The coding region runs from base 339 to 2771 and encodes 810 amino acids. Gene Ontology annotation, biological process: glycine receptor clustering; Mo-molybdopterin cofactor biosynthetic process; gamma-aminobutyric acid receptor clustering.